Molecule: messenger RNA, 960 nt
Organism: Yarrowia lipolytica CLIB122
Lineage: Eukaryota; Fungi; Ascomycota; Dipodascomycetes; Dipodascales
Biological process (GO): fumarate transport; transmembrane transport; succinate transport
Cellular component (GO): mitochondrion
Molecular function (GO): succinate:fumarate antiporter activity
Source: RefSeq, a predicted model, not a curated record
AUGGCUGCUGACGGAAAGAAGAAGAAGAACCUCGCUGUUGAUCUCCUGGCUGGAGGAACCGCCGGUCUGUUUGAGGCCCUGGUCUGCCAUCCUCUUGACACCAUCAAGGUGCGAAUGCAGCUCACCAACCGACAGCACGGCGUUAAGGAGGUCGGAUUCGUCCAGACUGGUGUUAACAUUGCCAAGAAGGAGGGUCCUCUGGCUCUUUACAAGGGUCUCGGAGCCGUUGUGACCGGUAUUGUGCCCAAGAUGGCCAUCCGAUUCACGUCGUACGAGUACUACCGAGGUCUUCUGACCAAGCCUGAUGGAACCAUCAGUGCUUUCCACACUUUCAUUGCCGGUGUUGGUGCCGGAACCACCGAAGCUGUUCUGGUCGUCAACCCCACUGAGGUCAUCAAGAUCCGACUCCAGGCCCAGCACCACUCCAUGGCUGAUCCCCUCGAUGUCCCCAAGUACCGAAACGCUGCUCACUGUCUCUACACCGUUGUUCGAGAGGAGGGUCCCUCUGCUCUGUACAGAGGUGUGAUUCUCACUGCCACCCGACAGGCCACCAACCAGGGUGUUAACUUCACUGUCUACUCUGAGCUCAAGGCCCGACUUAACGAGAUGCAGCCCCAGUUCAAGGGUGUCCUUCCCUCGUGGCAGACUUCCAUCAUCGGUCUGAUCUCCGGUGCCCUGGGUCCCCUUUCUAACGCCCCCAUCGAUACCAUCAAGACCCGAAUGCAGCGAGAGGGUGGAGCCGCCACUCGAAACGAGUCUGGUCUCUCCCGAUUCACUCGAAUCACCCGACAGCUCAUCCACCAGGAGGGUUUCCGAGCUCUGUACAAGGGUAUCACUCCCCGAAUCAUGCGAGUUGCCCCCGGCCAGGCCGUCACCUUCACCGUCUACGAGUACAUGCGAGGUGUGCUCGAGAACACCCCCGGUAUCGGAAAGCCUUUUGCUGCCCAGUUUGAGGAGUAA